UACCACAAGUGUGUUGGAAUAAGCCACGGCGGUGGUGAUCAGUGUGCAUGCUGGUGGAGCCGGGCACUGGUUUGUGGCCGUGGAAACUGGCCUGCGGAGGACGUGGUGACCGCCGAGGAGUACCACCCACCUGAGACCUACCCGGAAGGCUUCCACUAGAAGCCACGCCAUCAACCCCACUGCGAUGGCUGGAAGGCCACCACAUGGAGCAUGCCGAUCCCGAUCCUUUCAUGGAAGGACUGGAGCCCUGGCUGCACUGUCUAUGUCGAUGAGAUCGUCGUCGAGCCAUUGCACUACAAGCUGCUGCCUGGAACGCCAGGCAGUAUCAGUGACAGUGAGCCCACCGAGUCCAUGUUGCUGUCAGUCCUCAGUCCUCGCCGCGGGUUUCCCCACAAUGAGUAUGGAUGAUGAUGUUGUUGUGUACCUGCUGUCCAAGGCAUGCUCCGCUGGCGAGAUGGAAGUGGUGAUUGCUGUUGAUUUGAGGAAGAAGACAUUGCGAGGAGUGGGCAAGCUUGUUGCCGGAAAAGACUUCACUGACACGCGCAACCGCACCACUGAGAUGUCCAAGUAUCUCAGUCUCAAUAAGACUGCAGGGCACUUGAAUUAGCUAUUGUAUUUGGUACAGACAAAAGAGAAGAGGAAUAGAGGAUAAACGAACUGAGCAGUAGAAAGUGGCAAGGAAAGAAGAAGUAUACUGUAUACAUGUGCCUUUGAGAUUUAAGGUAUCAUUCGCCGAAGCCCACACAUUCCAACACUUAUUUGGUGCGAGGUUUCCCUGGAAGCACACUUAUUAUGUUUUGAUAUAGUUGCAUCGCAGCGUGGCACUGACGAG
Molecule: messenger RNA, 832 nt
Organism: Triticum dicoccoides
Lineage: Eukaryota; Viridiplantae; Streptophyta; Magnoliopsida; Poales; Poaceae
Exons: 2
Coding region: 185-607 (140 amino acids)
Source: RefSeq, a predicted model, not a curated record